UUUGAAAUAUUUACAGUAUUUUACAAGACAAGAUGGAUAACGGAGGCUACGAUGACGAGACCGACGAGACGCUGGCGGAGCGCUUCCUGGGAUUACAGGAAAUGUUUCCGAUGCCGGUUCGCCAAGCGGUGGGCACAGCCGCUAAUGGAAUCUUCAAUAACGCCAAGAAAUUCGCAUCCAACCCCUCGUUGAUGUUCGCCGCAGUUUCGUUCAUUCUGUGGGCACGCCUCAUCCAGAAGAUCAACCGCCUAAACUAGCUGAGGAAGGCGCACUAGAGGGAUUUCCCGUCUGUUCACAUGGCCACACCUUGGACCAUUUUCUUCAAUAUCAAUACAUUAACCAUAUAACCAAUAAAAAAGCAUA
Molecule: messenger RNA, 363 nt
Organism: Drosophila persimilis
Lineage: Eukaryota; Metazoa; Arthropoda; Insecta; Diptera; Drosophilidae
Product: mitochondrial import receptor subunit TOM22 homolog
Exons: 1
Coding region: 33-257 (74 amino acids)
Source: RefSeq, a predicted model, not a curated record